UGAAACAAUUCAUAUCCGGGUGAAGCGAUGUAUCCGGAUGUUAGCCGGCUAAUGCUAAGUAUCGAGAGCAAAAGGUGUAUCAUAUCGUAUUGCAACGACUUUGCUCUCCACAAAUGGCAUCUCAGAUCCCUAUAACCGCCCGGGCUCAGCCGGCAGCCGCCAGCUCUGCCGCUCUCCGGGGGAAGAAACGUCCCGGUAGUCUGGCGGUUUCUGCCGCUCAGCAGGCCACCGGGAGCAGCAGCAGCAGCAAGAAGAAGAAAGGCCAGCUGACAGCGACACCAACAAUACAGACACAGAUAACAGGAGUGGAGUUGGUGGCUGAGGUGAAGGCAAUGGGAACAGUUGACUGCGGACCAAUUGCCAUCACUGAGUCCACAGCAAAGCCUCCACCCUUCAAAGACCCCACAUUUAUGCAUUCUGGGAUUGGUGGAGCAGCAGCAGGUAAAAAGAACAGGACCUGGAAGAAUCUCAAACAGAUUCUGGCUUUGGAGCGGACUUUACCCUGGAAGCUCAACGAUCCCAACUACUACAGCAUUGACGCCCCUCCCUCCUUGAAGCCGCCCAAGAAGUACUCUGACAUCUCUGGACUCCCUGCAAACUACACAGACCCUCAGACAAAGCUACGCUUCACAUCCUCUGAGGAGUUCUCCUACAUCCGCCUCCUCCCCACUGAUGUUGUCACAGGCUACCUGGCCCUCCGAAAGGCAACUUGCAUCGUGCCCUGACAGCCGAGCAAGGCUUGAAACCUAAAACAGGUUCAAACCAGAACUGAACUCAUGUCAGUGUAGGAAGCUGUUGGGCCAGCCAGGAGACACUGAGAGCACAGGACAGAACAGCUGGAGCUCACAGGCCACUGCUAAACAUUUGCACUGCUGUUUUAAGAAGGCAAUCUGAGUCAGAAUUGUUACUGUGUGACAAAAUAAAUGCAACAAGUUUUUGUUUUUUCAAUUCGAAAAAAACGAAUGUUUGAGUGAUUGCUUAGUUUAUUUGUGAGACAUGUUUGUUGUCAAUAACUGGAUAUUAAAAUGGCACUCUAUCCGAGAAUGUCCGGUGAACAUUUUUUAUUCUUUAAGGGGACAGAAAGUGUUCAUAUGUCAAAAGUCAGCAAUAUGAUUUUCUUAUUCUUAUUUGUUCAUACAUUUCCCAGUAUCCUUGAUGAUAUUUUCCCAUUAAGUGUUCCUAUAAACCCUGAGGCAAAUUUGAGACCUUGGUGUGUAUUUGCUCCUGCUAAAUCCUUGGGAAACAUAGUUGUUUCUCAAGUACUGAAUACAAGUAUUACUGGCUAGGAUGCUGUACACCUCCUUGUGGUAGAACAUCUGGCUCCAGUGGUGUAAAUGCAGUGAGGUUGGGCUAGAGAGAAGUAGACAAAAAUGUUACAAAGCUGUUGGAAAGAGUUUGUCUAUUUCAGACCGUCAGUCAGCUUACUUGCAUUGUUUGUUGAAGUUGGAUUUCAGUGUCUCUCUUUUUCCUUUGUAUAAUACACAUUUUCUUAGUAGAUCGAGACAGGAAAGAAAUCGGUAGCUGAAAUCACUUUUCAUCUCAGUUGUGCUUAUAUGACAACGUUUAAUCAAACUUGUUGGACAUUGAUAUAAAACACUCCCCUGUGCCUUCACUAAAACAUCCACACCUGCUGCUGCACUUUCUGUUUCUUGGAUUGUCUGUUCUCUGCAGUAGCCUGCAUGUAUGUAAGCUAUGCAAAUGUGGCUGGGCCAAGCCGGAGUCUUAAGCCAGGAGUCACCAAGCAGGCCUAAUUUCACAUGCGCCAUAUGUAAAUGUGGAAUUGGUUCCACAUGGUUCUAAUUCCACAGCUGCAUUUGAUGUAUGAUUUGCUCUCCGACUGGUAGAGUGAGGAUGGCUCAUUAAUCACACAUGACAGGCAUCCAGGAUCAUUUCCAUGGUAUAUUUUACCCAAUUUUUCACACACUUGAUGAAUGAGGACCCUUGUAUUUCUCAUGUGAAUGAUCCCUAUGCAAAAACUAAGAAUAAAGCACAGCCAUUAAGGCCCCGUUCCGACCUGGUUUUAACAUCCGUCCUGAAUGAUCUGUUCACAAGUGGACAGCUCUAGGUACGUGUGUUUUCACCUGUCAGUAGAAUGGAGCUUGGGAAAAUUAUAAAAAGGUUUGAUUGAUAAAAAGUAAAUAUCAAUCAAACCUACAUCUGUAAGCCCACCACUCUGACCAAUGAGCUAUGAUGUCUUACCUGUUGAGAUGGGGAGAUACACUUGCUAAUUUAGAUUAUAAUUAUUCUGCAAUCCUUUCUUGAUGCUUUGUUUACACAGGCCCUGUGAAUACAGAUCGACCAGAAGUCUUUGUUUGAAAUAAGUCAGCUGUAUAUGUUACCAAUAAAGAAUAAUAAGUUGC
Messenger RNA from Sander lucioperca (pikeperch), 2360 nucleotides. It is a transcript of the gene ino80c, whose product is annotated as INO80 complex subunit C. The transcript has 5 exons. Gene Ontology annotation, biological process: chromatin remodeling. Bases 114 to 725 code for a protein of 203 amino acids. Gene Ontology annotation, cellular component: Ino80 complex. NCBI's taxonomy places the organism in Eukaryota, Metazoa, Chordata, Actinopteri, Perciformes, Percidae. The record is from RefSeq and is a predicted model, not a curated record.